Messenger RNA from Ostrinia furnacalis (Asian corn borer), 2225 nucleotides. RefSeq lists its product as uncharacterized. The record is from RefSeq and is a predicted model, not a curated record. The coding region runs from base 285 to 1676 and encodes 463 amino acids. The transcript is spliced from 5 exons. NCBI's taxonomy places the organism in Eukaryota, Metazoa, Arthropoda, Insecta, Lepidoptera, Crambidae.
GCACACGAAUGCGUGAUGUGAGGUGGCACGAUCGCGGGCGGUGAAGAUGUGACAGCUCGUGGGCCGCGUGCGGCGGGCGCCGGUAGUGUAGCCCCGCGCGCGACGCCGAGCGCCGCGACGUUGCCGAUCUCGCGCGCAAACAAACACCAAUUAGAUAUCUCGCGCGAUUAAACGAUACAACUUUAUCAACGCGAUAGCUCACUAGUGUGAUAACAGAUAAAGUACGAAGUGGUCGACGCCUGCACUGUGUAUUAUGUAAAAGUUUGACAAGUGAAUCUUCAAUCAUGACUGCCAUGGCGGGUCCACGGAAGUCCUUCUCGAUCCACGACUAUCCAGAGCACCUGAACCCUUUCCACGAGGAGGACAACCACAACAAGAUCAGAUUCUGGACUAUUGGGAGGAAGCUGAAUCGUUCCAACAGCAUCACUUUCUCUGGGAUUAAGGAUAUCAAGAACUCAUGGGCAUUCCGAUCUUUCAUGAAAAAGGGGAAAAAAGGGCAACAGAACGAGAAAACUUCACAAGCAAACGGAGAGAGCAGUCCUAUAGUUUACCGACGUGCAUUACAAUACUCGUCAGCAGCUUCGCCAGGCGCCCGCAGCACGGUGGCGUCGCCGGAGCGCUACGUGUACGGGGGCUCCAUCACGCCGCUCCCGCGCUCGCGCUUUCAGGAGCGACUGCGCAGCUCCAGCCAGUAUGAAGUCAACUCCCUGAGUGCGACUCCCCGCAUGGCGCGGAGCGAGGUGACGGGCUCAAGACUGAGCGUGGGCAGCAACAAUCCUUUCGACGAAGACGAACCAGUGCCGCCGGUGCGCGCGCGCCGAAAGAAGAAGCGCGCACCGGCGCCGCCCGCGCCUGCUUCCGCCGACGUCUCUGCUUCCACGCUUGAUGUAAGCAAAGACAGCUCUGAACUCCAUAUCAGUGAUGUUAACGAUACAAAGUUGACAAACGCUGACGGGGAACUGGAAUCGGAAGACUUAAACUUCAACGUUGAACUUAAAAUUGUUGAGGACGAAGAUGAAAAAGAACGUCGUAUAAAAGAAGACACUGCGGCAUCAAAAGUUGAAGAAAUCCCCGAUGAUAAAAACAAAGAAAAUGACGAAGACCAUGUUAUACACAACGCUGAUUCAGAAGAUGAUAUUCUCGCGAAAACUAAUUUUGAUAAAGUUGACAUUGUUAAGUAUAGACGAAAUUCCAGCGUAAACGAUGAUGACAUACGAUUGCGUCGCGGUAACCUAGAAGAUUUUCACGCGCUGUCCAGCAAGAGAAGCAAAAGUCUUACGAAUGCCCUUGACUCUAGCUACAUGACUUACGACAUAAACUUAAACGAAGAGAAGAUAACGACUGAUGCCAACAGCAAUCAAGAGCCUCAAAAGGUGGUUUGUAAACUGUAUGACGAUUUGCCUCGAAAACAAAGCAUCGACACUAUAUCAAGCACUGAAAAGGAGUUUAUAGAAAUUGAUAAGGCGACGCGGGAGCUCGAACGAGAGAUAAGCAAGUUAAACUCGGCGCUGAAUGAAGAUGACGAUAUCUUGCAGACAGGAGCAAAACAUUCAGUUUCUGAUAUAAAACGAAGGUUCGACAAAACUGACGUUUCGUCGCCAAACCCUAUUCCUAAGCCAAGGAGGAGUCAUUAUGGAGAACCUGGUUCUCCCUUGAACGGGAAUAUUCCUUCAUAAUAUAAAACAUUCAUUAGGCUUUGUCUCGCGCGAAGAAUGAUUGAGCAUGAAAGUGUUUAAAGGUUGGAUCUCAAAGUUGAUAGUCGUGCCUAAGAAAAAACAGUGCCUUCAAAAGAGUAAACAAUAAUAAAGAUAACAUACGUAAUAGCAAUUCAUAUUAUUUUUGAAAGUUCAGUGGCAUUUUACAACGGAUAAUAUAUAUUCUGCCAUAAAUUAAUUAUGCAGUAGAUUAAGACCUGAUUGUGAUAACUGUACAUUACGUAUAAUUAUAAUUUUGCUUGUGUAUAAUUAUUUUAUAUUCCAAAGAUGCGUUGAAAUAUUGAAUUCAUUUAACCUGUAAUUUAACCCAGUAUGCAACCUUUUAAUAAUAAAGUACAUACAUAUAAUACAUAAGUUUUAUGUCAAAAGUAGAGAUAACAGAGUAGAUUUUUUAUAUCCCUUGUACAUUAUUUUAUGUGUUUAGUACUCCAAACUGUGAAAUUACUGUAAGAUGCACAUAGUCUCUAUCAAAAGUUAAUAUGAUAGCUUAUGAUAGUCCGCACAUGAAUG